CCCUGCGAUUGGCUGGAGACCAAUCCAGGGUGAACCCCGUCUCUUGCCCCCCGCGACCCUGUGUGCAGGAUGAUAGAUAUGGCCGCUCUGCAUCAUUACAAAUGAUGUAUUAAAGGUCACAAAUUAAUGUUUUCCAGCGUAACGAGAAGGUAAAACAGCGCGCACAAAUAUAAUUUUAUUAUUGUGAAACCUACUACGAAAGCCGAUAAUACAAAACAUGUGUUGUUGUAUUUGACUCUGCAGGAUAGAAAAGAAGACAACUAAACAAGCAGAGACAUUCCCUCCAUACUGUGAAACAGGCGUAGAAAAAGAUAAUGCGACAUCACAGCCGUCAAGGCCAUCCUCUGCUCUCUUCCUCAUGUGUUGGAAACAAGGCGCUUUUGCUUGCACACGUCACAUAGACUCAGAGAGCUGUAGACAACCGAGGGCUCUGUUUUCUGGAGCUUAUUGGACCUCCAUCUUUACAGAAAGGCUAUGCAACGCCGGAAAAUCGCCACACUUUUGCCGUGCACGUUUAUGUUGUCACACCUGGGGGUUAUUUUCGCAGUACAGCCAUGGUGUCCUGUGCUCCCUUCAUCCUGGGCCCUCUGUGGAUCCAUGCUCUGACGCAAGCCUGCAUGGGAGAAGAGCUGUCCCGCGAAGCGGUGUUGUCCUGGUUUACAGGGCGGUUCCUGGAGGGCCUCGGGCUGGAGGGCCCCGUAGAGGUUCCUGAUGGGCACACGGCACAGCCAGAAGCAAGGCCGGCACCCCCCAGGGCGGCGGGGGUCAUCCAUCCGACCGUGGAAACAUCUGAAAUCAUUCUCUUCCCCAAUUCUGACUCCCUCUGUGCCACAACCAACUCAGCUCCUGGAGAAACGGCCAGCAGCCACUGCACGUAUCAUGUCCAGCCCUCCGCCAGAAACCUGGAGAUGCUGGUCACGUCUGCCCACUUCUGGUUCCAUACAGGCGAUGGAGCGAACUCCUCCGCCCAGCUGUUCAUUCAAACCUCAGCGCAGGAGCGCCUUCGGCCGGCCGGGGCUCCCUCGGAGACGGGCUCGGACGGGUGGAUCACCUACCACCUCGGACUAAACCAAGCCGGCCCCCCGGCAGAGGGCCCUUUUCUGCUCCAGGUCCGCUGUCCGGCCUGUCAGAACCACGCCAACAAAUCAGACAAGACGCCCUUUCUUCACCUCCACGCUCGGCCUCGUGGUCGUCCUUCCGCCGCCGACCCUCUGAGUGACUGCCUGAGGGCAGAGAUCAAAAUCAGCUUUGAGAAGCUGGGCUGGGCCCACUGGAUUGCCUAUGCGAAGCUGCUGACUUUCCAGCACUGUCAUGGGAACUGCGCAGCCUGGGAUUGAACAGUGAUGAGGUCACUGAGGGUCAUCACGACAUCUUACGGGGGGUUAUCGUUCCAGUACGAGACCUUGCCCAACAUUAUACCUGAAGAGUGUAUUUGUAUCUGAGCCUGGAAGCUUAAAGGGCCAGUAAAUCAGUAAUCGUUUCUGAUCCGUACACCAAGAUUUGUUUAAAAAAAAAAAAAAAAAAAAAAACUGAGCAGGAAGUAUUUUAGAUGUCUCCAAGACUGCAGAAAUGUGUGGUAAUUUGGGGAAGCGGAUAAUUUAAAGAUCUACAUUCAACUUGUGUGACUAAUAAGACUUAAAGUUUGUUACUUAUAAACCAAUAAAUAAAAAUGAUCCAAGGACAGCAUUGUAUUACUUUGCAUUGGUUGUUAUUUCUGACCUGUAGAGGGCAGUCUUUGUCUACAUCGCUUCAUUUACCCAUUAAUAGCUUUAACAUACAGUCGGACUUCUGUUAACCAUGAGUUAUAUUAAAUUGGAUUUGAAUAAACUCUG
This is a messenger RNA of Gasterosteus aculeatus aculeatus (three-spined stickleback), 1832 nucleotides long. RefSeq names its product inhibin subunit alpha (gene inha). The record is from RefSeq and is a predicted model, not a curated record. Gene Ontology annotation, molecular function: growth factor activity. Lineage: Eukaryota; Metazoa; Chordata; Actinopteri; Perciformes; Gasterosteidae.